Molecule: messenger RNA, 1464 nt
Organism: Leptosia nina
Lineage: Eukaryota; Metazoa; Arthropoda; Insecta; Lepidoptera; Pieridae
Source: the annotation of a GenBank genome assembly
AUGCUAUAUUGCUUUCAGCGCUCGAAGCCGCGAUUUAAGUUAUCGCUUUUGCAGCUCAGCAGCGGCGCGCAGCGCUGUUUCACCGCAAAGAGUUGCCAGCGGAACCUCGAUCCGAACAGUCCGCGGCUCCACACCGACCUGGCUGCACGUCGCUGCAAACCUCGCGCGAACGCGAACAAAAUCUCGGAGCCGCCUAUUUUUUUUAAGUGUCAAAACUGUUCAAGUGAGAUUCUGUGGCUCAGUCAGCAGUCGGUCGUUGAGUGGUACACACCAUCGAUUUUCUCACGACUCUACGCAAGAAACAAAAAAAUGCAUAUUGAAGUACAAGUUGCGUUGAACUUCGUAAUAUCAUACCUCUAUAACAAGUUACCAAGACGACGGGUGAACAUCUUCGGUGAGGAAUUGGAGAAGGCGUUAAAAGACAAGUUCAGGGGUCACUGGUACCCGGACAGACCAUGCAGGGGAUCAGCUUUCAGGUGCUUGAAGACCGGGGGUCCUUUAGACCCUGUUUUGGAGAGAGCGGCUAGGGAGUCCGGGGUCCCCGUUCGAGAUGUGCUGGAACACCUGCCGCGGGAUCUAGCUGUUUGGGUUGAUCCAGGUGAGGUUUCGUACCGAAUUGGAGAGAAGGGCGCAGUGAAAGUCCUUUUCAGCAGCGAUGAACGUGCAGCGGAAGAACGAACUGAUAGAGAGGUCACCCGCGCCUUCAACCCAGAGGCUCAGUGCUUCAGGCCCGUGGAACCCGUAGCGGCUCCGUCUCCACCGGCACCGGCAGCCUUCUCCCCCGCACCGCCCUUCCGCGCGCAACCGCUCACCUUCACCACCGCCACCUUCGCGCAAACCAAAUUCGGCAGCACCAAGCUCAAGACGAGCAGCAAACGCGCAAACCGCAUGUCCCCCACCGAAUUCAGCAACUACAUCAAGCAGCGCGCCGUGCAGCAGCAGCUAGCUGCGCGCGCGCUGUCCCCGGCCACGGAUCCCGCGGCCUACUUCGUGUCGCGGCGCGAGAACGCCCCGCCCUCCGCGCCCCCCCUACCCGCCCGCGCCCUCGCACCUCCUCCUCGCCAACUGAGUCGCACACGCGCGCUAGACGCUCCGCGCGACCCGCUCAUAGAUCCUUUACUUUUGUACGAGAGAGACGCGCGCCGCGAAUUAUUUUUUUAUUUUCCGCGGGGGCGUCCCGCGCCGCCCGCCGCUUGUGAUAUCCGUACGAUUUUUCAUAACUUUUUGUAUUCUCGUUCGUUACGUCGAUGUGUAAAUUUAUCGAUAGGAGCAAUUAUCUGCCGCGCGACUCGCCGGCGAUUUAUUUUCUUACUAUUUAAAGCCGAGUCGACUUUUAGAUGUCUUCGUUCGAUAUCGAUAUUAUUCGUAGUGGUAAGAGCGAGGGGCCGAGGGCCGCGUGCGAUGACGACGUACCUUCACGAGCGAGCCUGUAUACAUUCGUCCUCCGAUCUAAGAGAAUACUAA